AUGAAACAUGUGGCAUGUGAUAAUACAAUUGGACAAUUUAACCCUAUUGGAGAAAUUUCAGGAAAAAAAAAGAAUGAACAGAGCAAAAUCAAAUUUGUGCUGCCUCAAGUCUUGUUGUGUGAUGCUACUUCCAAUCAAGUUGUAGAAUGGUCUAUGAAACAGAAGGUACAGUUAGUGAAGCAGAAUGAAAGCCAACCUACUGAGAAGAAUCGAAUUAAGCAAAUAAAUAGUGAUAAAAAUGGAAUUCUUCAAUACUUAACAGCAAUUGACCCAUAUGACAUCAUAAUUUCAUUCUUUAUUGAUGUUACUCCAGUACCCACCCUUUCGACAACCCACGAUCAUUAUGGAAGAUCAU
Molecule: messenger RNA, 355 nt
Organism: Cetraspora pellucida
Lineage: Eukaryota; Fungi; Glomeromycota; Glomeromycetes; Diversisporales; Gigasporaceae
Source: the annotation of a GenBank genome assembly